AUUGGUCAGUGCGUAUGUCCGUAGUUCAUGCAAACGAGAGAGCGUGUCACAUUGGCCACAAUAUUCGGCGAUCCCACGUCAAAGAGAUCAGUCAAAUCGAGCGCCAUAUCAUUCUACAAGAACUCAAAUCCCCAAAACAUCACUCGGCAAAAUCCGAAAGCCGAUCACAGAAAAACAUGGCCCAGGAAGGGAAGGCGGACGAGCAACUCUUCCAGCUUCUUGCUAGUCUUCUUCACCAGGUGGAAUCACUUACCAACCAGGAAGAAGUUGAAUUGCGUACAAAGAUCGAAGCCCUCGGACUUGAAGUUACAAAAGUACCCUCAAAGUCCUUAAAGCAGCUUGAUGAACUGGAAAUUGCCAAGGAGUUGGAUAAGCUAUCUGAAAAGCUAGACAAUGUGGAUGAAAUGAUUUCUUCAGCAAUGGCUGCAGAUCCACAGGUGCAAUCUCUGUUGAGUGAUACUGCUGAUAUUUGGAUGCCGGUGAUAACCGCAUCAGCUGACGAACGACGAAACUUUACAGCUUCCAUUGGAGAAAAUUCAGAAACAGAAGAGAAUUGUGCGAAUUAGAUAUCAUUUUUUUUUCUUUUGUUUAUUUAAGGGAUAAGUCAUUUCAUUUCCCUAUCAUAAUUUUGUUAAGUUUGAUCAAGAAUGUGUUAUAAUGCUAGCAUUUACAAUGGUCGGAAUGUAUUUUUCCAACGGUGCCAUCUUGUCUGUAAAAAUCCUUCAUAAUUGUUUGGAGAUAAAUGUUACGAAGCUUUUUUUUUUUUUUUUUCAAUUGA
Messenger RNA from Benincasa hispida (wax gourd), 778 nucleotides. RefSeq names its product ecotropic viral integration site protein. The record is from RefSeq and is a predicted model, not a curated record. NCBI's taxonomy places the organism in Eukaryota, Viridiplantae, Streptophyta, Magnoliopsida, Cucurbitales, Cucurbitaceae.